GUAAAUUAUUUGGCUAAUUAUUUGCACAGUUGUCUGUGUUACAAACUGUAAAUACAACAGUAUAAACGACUCGUACGUUUGUGUGCUACGUAAUUAUUUCGAAGGAAAAGCGCAUUACUAAUAAGCAAAAAAAGACAAAGCAAGUUUUUCGUUCUACAUCAAUACNUCUAGUAAUUUUUGAUAAACGAGAAACGCCGAAUUUAUUGAAAAAACAUUUUGUGUCUAUUACGUAAGUUGGAGAAGUAAAAAUAAAUGAUAUUUUUGUAUUACAUUAAACAACGAUCGAACUUUAAGCAUUAAAACUGCGGUUUUAUAUUGCUCCACUGAGCCUUUGUUAAGAAAGCUAUCGAGGCGUACCGCUUUCUUCGCACUAUUCUUAAUACGGCAAUGCCUCAAUAUGUAUCUACAUGACAUACGCUCUAAGUAAGAUGUUUUUCACAAUACAGAUGUUUUCAUCGUGAUGUAUAUUUACUUCACGGAAACGACUGUCCUGUAGUUAUCGAGUAUCUUUCAAACAGGCAAGAUCGCAGAUAUCUUUCGACACCUCGUUUUUGUAACCGUAUAUAAUGAUGAUUCUUGUGUGCCAAUUUUCAUAUUUUAAUUGAUAGGAUUAUUGUCUUAAAUAUGAUGCACAUUACGCAAAUGCUUACAUUCUGUGGUACUUUGUACUUAAUAUUUCUAACCGGAAUUGCUUCUUCCAUGAAUGAGACUUUAUCUGAAGAAUUGCAAUGCAUAAAACCGAUAUCUUAUAAAAUGAAGAUUUUUCCGCUAAUACAAAAUAACUCUCUUAACAUUGAAACUCGCGUCAAAAUAAACGUUAGCUGUUUACAGUCACCUAUAAAAUUAAAGUUCGGACGUUAUUGUGAUGCACCGGAAAUUAAUGGUUUUAGUAAUAAUAAAUUAAGACGCGAUAAUCUUACUUCUUUGGUUUGGACAACUUCGGUGUCAUUUUUUACGAAAGAUCAAUUUAAAAUUUUACUUAUUAGAGUUUUUCAAGUGAAUCGCAAACUUUUGGAGUUAUCACCUCGAAUAACAUAUCUAAAAACCGGAAUAUAUUGGAUAAAUGCGGUAUAUAAUUGUAGUUUAGACAAAGUUGCAACGGUUUUUUCAUAUGUCCAGCAAUCUGAAGAAACACAAUAUUUGAUUUUGCCGCGUAUUCCCAAUGAAUGGAUAUUUCCAUUAUGGAAAAACCCAGCAAUUAAGGCCACAUUUCGUAUUCGAAUUUAUCACACCAACGAUGAAAAAGCCUUUUCACAUAUGGCUGGUGAUACAAAAAUUGAAAAAAAUACGUCCUGUACAUACUUUCCCUCUACUUCUGUAAUGUCUACUCAUUUAGUAGCAAUAGCAGUCGUACCUUCUACCGUAGCCACUUCCUUUUAUUUUUUUAAAAAAAACAUUAUAAUAAACAGAGUACAGAUGAACAGUAAAUUGUCAUAUGCACAAUCUCUGAUUACAACUAUCAAGCAUCAUGUUAUGAACACUUGGAAAGAUGUAUUAUGGUCACGUGUGAUUUAUGCAGCACUACCAAUAAAUUCUAGCCAUUACGAAAGUGUAAUAACUAAAAAUCAUGUUUUCUUCAAUGAAGCUGAAAUUACAUACGAUGAAGAAAUAGACUCACUUGCACAAAAAAAAACAGUAACAUGUUUAGUAGCACGUAACGUAAUACAAGAAAUGUUUAGUGAUUGGUUACCUUCAUUAAAGCAGUCUGAUUCUUGGUUUAUGGGAGGUUUUUCAACAUUUUAUGGAGUGUAUAUUAUCGAUCAGAUGUGUGGUCACUCUUUACUGAAGUCUCUAAUAGUCCAAACACGACGAGAAACUCUUGAUUUUAUAGAAGCAUAUACUACACAUAAUAUUCCAGUUAAAGAAAUAUCACCGUUCAUAUCUCCAAGCUCGAUUUUUAUCGAAUUGUGGCGAAAAAGUGCACUCAGUAUAUUUUACAUGGUCACUGACAUUGACAAACAUGUUCUAUACAACUCCAUGUUUAGAGAAGCCAUAAACAUACAUCAUAACACUUCAUCAAGUGAUACAUAUACUACGCAGUCAAAUGUGGCUAUUUUAUGGAGCAAAUUACUAUCUGAUAUGUCUACGCACAAAAAUAUGUUUUUCAUGAGAACUUUAACAACUGUGAUAACUUCUUGGACACACGUUGGUUAUCCUAUAGUACAAGUAAACCGACACAAUAAUACACGAACUCUUGAAAUAGCGAUUAAAGAUUGUUUUCUAAGUACUAUGGAAAAUUCUUGUGUAAGCAUGUGGUGGAUACCUGUGAACUAUAUAAUAAUACCACAGUCUAAUAUCAAGUCUCAAUCGUACUUACAACCAGACGAAAACAGUAUUAUAGUUCUGAAUAUUGAAGAAGAUGAUUCUAUCAUUUUUAUAGAUGUACCUGGAUAUCGCGUCAACUACGAUCGUAAAUCUUGGGAAAAUAUUGCUCUCUUCUUGAAAACUACAACAUUUAAUAUGUUAAAUUUAUCUGACGUCACGUUAGCUCAAAUUCUCGACGAUGCUUUUUAUUUUUUAGUACAAAAUACAGCUUAUAAUGAAAAUUUUGAUUUAAAUAGUACUGAUAACUUAGACAUAUUUUUUGAUAUUGUAGACAGUGUAUUUCACGUGAACAAUUCCUACAUUGCUUGGUAUCCUGUAUUUACUGCUUUUGAGUACUUAUCAAAAAUUUUCCCGUUUCCAGAAAGUACAUACAUCAAGUAUAGAAUUUUGGCUGUAUUGAAUAAGUUUCUUGAGGAUUCGUCGCAUACACCUUCUUCCGAAAAUAAUGUCACUAAUCAGUUAUAUUUCGAAGUUUUAAAAUGGACGUGUAUUCUUGAUGGUUUAAAAUGCAAAGAUAUUGUUAUGGCUGAAUUCAAGUGGCAUGUACAAGAUCUUGACAAACACAAACUCUUGCCAAGUUGGCAGAAAUGGAUAUUUUGCCAGACUGUAAUAGUAGAAAAUUCUUAUUAUACAUUUACUGUAUGGAUUACACUUAUGCACAUGUACAAAGAACAGUCAAAAGUAGAAGAACUGUUCAAAGUCGUACUUUGUUCUAGACAUACCACCAAUUUUUUACUAACUCUCUCUUCCCUUUUAAAUUAUUCACUACCAUUAAAUGGAUAUAAUUUCACUAUAAAAGAAAGUGAUAGGAUUACUUUUCUUUAUAAUACGAUUGCAAAGCAUAUACAAAGUGUUGAAUCGCUUACAUCUUUACUACACGUAAUAGAAAGUAUAAAAGAAAGAAGAAACAUUAACAUAGCUGCAAUAGUGACCUGUAUUAUUAAUCACGUAUAUUCAGAUGAAAUCCUGGCAAAAGUUACCGAUGAGAAUCUCUUCCAAAAGCUGAUGAAUUUACAUCGCACGCCAUCGUUUGUUAUCGAUGCCAUUGAAAAAAAAGUUAUUACUCGUCGCAAUUUUCUAGGUGACAUAAGAUAUAACCUUCGUCAAAAACCCCAUGAUGCAAUUUACAGAUAUUUAGUUCACGUAUAUUUUUUUUUUACAUAAUGUGCUUUGUUAUUUAAGUGUAUAAAAUCUACCAUUUACUAGUGUUGUUCAAUACUUAUAUCACUUUUGAUUACUGAGUAGUUCUAUUUUAUGACAACAAAAACUAAAUAUAACUUAUACUUAAAAUUGGUACUACAUAUUACAAAUUUUAGUAUAGUUACUAACGUGCGCCAGUUGUUCAUAAAAUAAAUCCCAAUCCUCAGUAAGAUAUAAUAAUUAAUAAUAGGUUGGUUGGCUAAAUUUUGUUUGUAUAUUUAAAUUAUAGCACUAUUCUGCACC
This is a messenger RNA of Pseudomyrmex gracilis, 3768 nucleotides long. RefSeq names its product glutamyl aminopeptidase-like. Gene Ontology annotation, molecular function: metalloaminopeptidase activity; zinc ion binding; peptide binding. The transcript is spliced from 13 exons. The coding region runs from base 625 to 3489 and encodes 954 amino acids. Gene Ontology annotation, cellular component: cytoplasm. Lineage: Eukaryota; Metazoa; Arthropoda; Insecta; Hymenoptera; Formicidae. Gene Ontology annotation, biological process: proteolysis; peptide catabolic process. The record is from RefSeq and is a predicted model, not a curated record.